UAAAAUAGACAUUUUAACCUUGACACUUCGAUGACAAUUAAAUGACAACCUAAAUAUAUAAUCUUCAAUUGCGCAUUUUUAUGUGCGAUGUACAAUAACAAGUUUAAUUUAAACAUAAAAACACCGGAAAACCUAUUUUAUAAUAGCUACUUUAUUUAGAGGUUAUGUAUAAACCUGAUACCUUUUAAUUCAUCGCUUUUUAAACCACAUUUUGUCUUAAAAAUCAAAUUAUGGCAACUAUUGUUGUAAGAAGAUUAUGUAAAAAUUCUGUGAGAUCCUACGCGCGCAGUUUUAGCAUUUUGAGAACAAAAUCUGAUACAAUCGGACCCAGUUUGGUUUUUAACGUUAUCCGUUUUAACCAUAAUCGAGUAUUGGUAAAACGUUUUACGCCUAGUUUGCAUAAUUUAUGCGCGUAUUCGAAUGAGAAGAAAAAUGAUAAAGAAGUUUUGAAUCAGAAAAAACUUGGUUUAUUUCAGAAGUUUAAGCAAAUGUAUCGAGAUUAUUGGUAUGUUUUGGUCCCAGUUCAUAUUGUUACAUCAAUUGGAUGGUUUGGAAGUUUUUAUUACAUGGCUAAAAGUGGCAUUGAUAUAGUAGCAAUAAUGGAAAAUUGGCAUAUAAGUGAAACAUUAAUAUCACCUUUAAGGGAUUCAUCCAUGGGGUAUAUAGCGGUUUCUUACGCUUUAUAUAAAUUGGCGACGCCAUUUCGUUAUAUGGUAACAUUAGGAGGUACUACAUUUUCAAUAAAUUAUUUGAAAAAUUUGGGUUAUAUCAAACCAGUGCCAAGCGCCCAAGAAUUAAAGGUAAUGUAUAAAAGGAGAAUGGGAAAGAAAAAAAAUGUUAAGAAUGGGGGCAGUGGUAUUAAAAUGAAAUGUGAGGAAUUAACACAUUUGCAUCAAAAAGAAACAAUGGUCGCCGGAUUAGAUAAAAAAGUUAAAAUGGAAUGUGGUGGGAGAACUGGAAAAGUGAAAAGUAUUAAAAAAACAGAAAAAAAAUAAAUUCUAUAAUAAGGAGUAAAUAAGAUUUAUUCUAUU
Molecule: messenger RNA, 1031 nt
Organism: Onthophagus taurus
Lineage: Eukaryota; Metazoa; Arthropoda; Insecta; Coleoptera; Scarabaeidae
Cellular component (GO): mitochondrion
Source: RefSeq, a predicted model, not a curated record